Molecule: messenger RNA, 703 nt
Organism: Macroventuria anomochaeta
Lineage: Eukaryota; Fungi; Ascomycota; Dothideomycetes; Pleosporales; Didymellaceae
Exons: 1
Coding region: 133-510 (125 amino acids)
Source: RefSeq, a predicted model, not a curated record
AGGCGGGAGUUUGUCAAGGUCCGGGCUCGCGUAAGAGGAGCUGACACGCAUUGCGGCGCAUUCGCGAACUGCUGCAAGUGGUUGUUGGUGAUUAUCCUCGCUAUCUUUUGGUGAGGUUGCAGCUUCGCGGGAAUGACGAUGGACUUCCGUGCUUUCCCCGCCACCGUCUGCAAGCAUCAGCCCUGCCGCCUGCCGAGGCGCCGAUCUCUCACAACACCCUCUUUGAUGUCGCAUGACAGAGCCAAACACCAACACCUGGGAGGCUUUCCUGUGGCUUUGUCCAGCUAUUGCUGGCUAACAUGUGUACACGAGGCUACAGGUAGUUUUGGCUGUAGCAGAUCACUGUCUGCAUAUGACUGGAGACCUCCCGGCUUCGCUAAGAGAAACAAAAAAUGGGGCUGCUAUGCCCGGGCUCUUUGUGCAAUGAGACAAGCCCUCUCCUGUCUGCAGGUAUUCACAGAGUACACUAUAUGCCGUAGGAGUAAAAUAAUCCAACGCUCCGAAUUUUAGGAGUUAUUCAAGGUGACAUUGUCUGGUUAUUGCUCGCUGACAAGUAUACACAAGUCUACAGGUCGUUUUGGGUGAGCCCUCUGUCAACAAAGCUACAAACCGCCGAUCGAAGAAGACUCGUCAAGUGAUUCCAAGAAGCAACCAGCCCCAGUCGAGUCUACCAUGGCUCCCCGUCCCCGACCUUGUCUCCCGC